CGAGCCAACUUCCAAGAUGGCAGCCCUUUCUCACAACCAUGCCAAGUACCAGGAACGUCUCGACUACAUUCAAGGUCUUCUGGUCAGUCGGCUAGGACUUUUGAAAACAGACGUGGAGGGAACGAAGAUCACGCCGGUCCAGUACGAUCCUGAUUUUCCUUUCAAGUAUAAUAACUUUGUCUACCGCCUCAUUCUUCCCGCCGGGACCCCGGACUGCCUUGGAAGCGAGGGGUGCAAGCUCGAGCAUCUAUCCGGCUGCGUCCCCAUUCCGGCUGGCACCAAGGAAUUUAUACUUCGGCUCAGUAACCCAGAUGCCGAGGGCAUGCACCAAGAAACCCGCGUGCAGAACGAAGUUGCCAUUCUCACUCUCGCCACGGCUGCCCUGCGCCCUGUCAAGCCCGCCGUAGUCCCUCGUGUAUUCGGCUGGGGCGCUGCCGGUUCUGGCCGUACCGGGUGGAUCCUGCAGGAACUGAUGCCUGGAAUGCCGCUCGCCGAAGAGUUUAGCAAGAACAUGUCCAUGGACCAGAAACGGGGGAUACUGGCGCAGAUGGCAAGGUUGGUGAAAGCGCUGCAAGACUACCAGCUUCCUGAGAGCAUCAAGGGCUGGGGGGGACUGACGUUUGAUGAUGCCGGUGCAAUUGUCAGCGCACCCAUGCCAACUGUUGGGGCUGGACCUUGGUCUUCGCUGGAGGACUCCUAUAAGGACCGCCUGAAAGUAGCACUUGCAAGGGCGGAUGCGAAUCCACAUCUUCAAGGUUGGCGUGUCAAUGGGGUCAGGAAGCGGGUGGAUGCUUUCAUCGAGCACGGGCUUCCAGCUUAUUUUGCCCACCUGACUUCAAAGCACGAUAGGGUGAUUGUGCAUGGAGAUUUUGUUCCCGAAAAUCUGCUCUACGACCCGCCAACCGGCCGUAUCACAGCACUGCUCGACUACGAUUUCGCCAGCAUCCAGCAUCCUGGCUACGAGUUUCUCCGCUCCUUCAACACCAACGGUGGCUCAUUUCUCGGUUGGUCCGGUGGGACAAGCCCAGAGGAGCAGGAAGCUGAAGCACUUCGGAAUGCCAAGCUUACCAGCCGAUUUCCUUCACCUCUUCCGGCCCCGGUAGUGUCUGACAACGGUGCGCCAGCGGUCGACUGGGAGCUCGCACAGGCAUGGGAGGUCGAGCUACAGAAGCUAGACGUGAAACGUCCGAGCACAAUUCAGGGGAUCGAUAAACUUGCGGAUGUCGACGAGCUCUUAGGCUCCUUGUUGCCAUUUAUAUUGACCAACGAGGAUUUCCUGAAAAUGAAUACGGACCCGGACCAGAGGAAGGGGAUGAAAGCCAUGAGCGAGAGGAAGCUUGUCGGGUUGCUAGAGCACUUGGGAUUCUAGGUUGGCAACUUUAAAGGAGACACAGCUCAAGCUGAGAGCGUGGCAAG
Canariomyces notabilis is the source of this 1416-nucleotide messenger RNA. RefSeq lists its product as uncharacterized. The transcript is spliced from 3 exons. The record is from RefSeq and is a predicted model, not a curated record. The coding region runs from base 17 to 1369 and encodes 450 amino acids. NCBI's taxonomy places the organism in Eukaryota, Fungi, Ascomycota, Sordariomycetes, Sordariales, Chaetomiaceae.